Molecule: messenger RNA, 237 nt
Organism: Rotaria sp. Silwood1
Lineage: Eukaryota; Metazoa; Rotifera; Eurotatoria; Philodinida; Philodinidae
Source: the annotation of a GenBank genome assembly
AUGAUCUGUAUCAAAACAAAACUUUAUUUAAUUCUUAUCAUGGUGCUAUUGGCAAUCUACUGUCAUGCUGGUCCUCGUGGUCUUCCUGCUCCUUCGCAUGACGAUGCUACUGCUCCUGAUGAUGCGGGUCCGCGAUUCGUUGCUCGUCAUGUUUAUGUUGGUCUGGCUAUUCUUAUUCCAGCUAUUAUUGUUCUUACUGUUGUUGCAAGCGCUCUUCCGCUGGAUUAUAACGAAUAA